AUGCGGACGCUUUUGUUGUUGUACAUCGCGACUUUUGUGUAUUGUGAGCAUAAAAGUGAUUUUAAGCAUGUGCGGCACAGUGGUAGAACGCUGAUAAGGCAUGGCAGGUCGCGCGUGCAUUUCACGCGAAUGCACCCGCGGACACGCGAGUUGGUCGCCCAAACAGACAAAAAUUUUUUUAAUCACAUUUUUGUGUUUGACCCGAUAGUGUCAGCUUUAAGACCUUACGGUGUGCCUGACGAAGACGAAGCACAAAAAGACAGCACAGCCGAUGUUUUUCAAAAAUUAUUCGGUAACAUCACAUCUAACAUAAAAUCAGAAGUGACUACAGAGGACUCAUCACUUAUCGACCAUUUUAUAAAUGUAGAACAUAGUUACGACAAUGACACAAGAAGAAUGACUAUGGAAGACAUAUUAGCUGAACCAGCCAAAGAAUUAUCGAAUGAAACUUUGAAUGAAGCUGAUAACGCGACAAUCGCUAAGCCGGCACACGAAGAUGUCGUCACAAAAUUUCUUAGAUUGAUAGAAACUCAACAUCUCUUAGGGGAGAAUUGUACGGCUGGUACUCAUUUGAAUUUAGGUGUAGGUGUAGUCGAUAGGUACGCUCAAGAAAGAUUUAGGAUAGAAGCAGACGUGGCUGUUAACAGAGCUAAUAUGUUGACAAGACUGUGGAAGUACGCGGGUCCUUCAGUGAUGUACAAUGAGUAUUUGUUGCAUGCGAGUUUGUUCUCGAUGGUGGAGUUUGAUGACGACAUUUUUGCGGCUGGUAACUGUUACGAUCAAUAUCAAUAUAAGAAUUACCAACUUUUUUGCCCGUUUGCAUAUCGUCUGCCUGAGGGGCCUAUAUUGGCGAAGGAUCUGGCUGUUGAAUAUAAAUAUUUGAGCAAUACCUCGGAAUGGUUCUACAUAGCGAGAAAGAACGCCGAGCGCGUGAUAAGAAACCACAAUCAGUUCAAGAGAGGUUACAACUCGUACACGUUCAACGACACAGCCCACUCUGAUCGCGAGCCUGACGAGAUCCUGUCAGUGGUUUACGAAGACGGCAAAUGGUCCAAACCUUACUAUGACUGCGGGGGUGGUAACAUUUGGAUGCUGACAUACACUGUCCCCUUUUUUGGGUACAGCAACGGAUCAUAUUUCUUCAAGGGAACCAGCGGUAUCGACAUAGACUUGAGAAGAGUGGAUAUCGACCAGUGUCCACUCCAACCUGGCUCCACCCAGCUGAACAUCUUUGCUGGUACCGACAAAUGCAAGAAGAAGACCACUGAGUGUGUUCCCGUGCCUGGACUGGGGUUCCGCCGAGGAUCCUACAGGUGCGUCUGCAGACGAGGGUUCUACUUCCCCAACACCACCGCUGAACUACGCUACUACAAUGGAAGCGACAUCGAGGAGGAGUAUGAGAAACAUUUGCUGCAACAAAGAAGUCUCUACUCCAGCACGAAUGCGUUCGAAUGUCUCCCCUGUGCUGAGGGCUGUGAAGCCUGUCUGGAUGGGUCGCCGUGUGUGGCCGCCCUAAAUUGGGUGGUCAGGACUACCAUUUUCGCUUUGGCCUGCCUGGUCAUAUCCUGCCUGCCUUUCAUAGUCUACUUCACUAUUAAAUAUGGACAUGUUCGGGUGGUACGAGCCGCAAGUCCAGCUCUUCUCAGGGUCAUCGUCCUCGGAGCCUUGCUGAUUUACUGCACAACCCUGGUCAUGUACGGCAGACCUACAGUCUUCACCUGCACAGCCAGGGUUUGGCUUAGAGAAGUUGGCUUCUGCCUCACAUAUGGUGCUCUCAUGCUGAAAACUUGGCGAAUAUCGGUGAUCUUCCAAGUGCGUUCGGCCAAAGCUGUCAAGAUAUCAGACAUGUAUCUGCUCCGGCGCAUUGGCGUGAUCGUCGGCGUCGCUUGCGUUCUGCUCUCCAUAAGAACGCUGGUGGCGCCGCCCGCCGUCAUCGUGGGCAGAACUAAAGAGGACUUGAAAGCGUAUUUAUGCAACACGGAUUGGUGGGACCACUCUUUCACUACUUUGGAGGUGAUAUUCCUGGUCUGGGGAAUCCGACUCUGCAUAGUGGUUAGGAAGGCGCCUUCGGAGUUCAACGAGAGCAGGUUCAUAUCCAUGGCGAUCUACAAUGAGUUCCUGUUAUCUGUCUUCCUAAAUAUUUCUAUGUUAUUCCUUCAAUCGCCAGCGAACCCUGACCUCUUGUACAUAAUAUUCUUCUGUCACACCCAACUCACCGUCACGUUGCUUCUGUGUUUCAUUUUUGGAAGUAAGGCGUACAUGGUGUACAAAGGCCAUGGUAAGGACGACCGGGAGAAGACUGGGAAGUUCAGAUCCAGGCCAGCAGAGUCUACCUACACCAUGACCACGAACAGAAGCGCAAGGUUCUGUGAUAACAUGAGCGAAAGAGAAUUAGAGGAGGAGUUCAGAAAGAUUUGCAAUCAACUAGAAAAACUACGAGAAAGAUGCGGUAAGUACACAAUUGUAGCCCGUCGCAUCACUGCCAUGCAAGAUGCGGCUGCUAUUCACGAGCGCAAACCAGCUACCGCAGACUCCGCGCCUCUCAAACUCAACACAGUAUUCAGCGCAGUCGCUGAUCGCCUCAUGUGCACAGUGACACCAGCUGAAGAGUCAAGCAGUAGCGGCAGAGACCUACCAUUCGAAGCCCCGCCAGCAUACAGGCACAAAACAUUUAGCCCAACAAAAAGUGUUGAAGUCAGCAACACAGAACAAAGCCAAACGGACGUUACAGUAGCUACUGAUUCCCCUAAACGUAAAGCAGAAGUCAACGAAGACACUGAUGAGAAACAAAACGGUGUUUUCAAAAUUUCUGGUGAAGCUAAUUGUAGUGAUAUAAGACCCCCAGAAGUAGCAGGUCAAAACGGGUUUAGUAGUAAAAGUGAGAAGGCCACUGAAACUAAAUCUAGUUCAGGUAGUACAGAAACUGUCAGAGGAGUCAGGUCAGGUCAUGCGAGAACUCACGCUAUUAUUAUAAACUUAGAUGAUAAAAGUCGGUUUACAGAAGAGGUGACUGUUUAA
Molecule: messenger RNA, 3018 nt
Organism: Amyelois transitella
Lineage: Eukaryota; Metazoa; Arthropoda; Insecta; Lepidoptera; Pyralidae
Product: metabotropic glycine receptor
Exons: 13
Coding region: 1-3018 (1005 amino acids)
Biological process (GO): G protein-coupled receptor signaling pathway
Cellular component (GO): membrane
Molecular function (GO): G protein-coupled receptor activity
Source: RefSeq, a predicted model, not a curated record